AUGGAUCAGCGGCAGCAGCUGUCGGAAGACAGUUAUCAGCUGGUGGUGUCUUGCCAAGAAAGGUGCUUGGUGUUGAUAAGAUUAGGCCGUACGUCGGCCGCAACGUGGCUGCUGGCACAGCGCUCACUUCUUAACGAAGGACGAAACAGCUUAUGCCUUUUGGAUUGGGGGCUUUCCAAGCAUGGCACAGGGCGCCUCACGCCGGAUCCCAGAGAGGAAAUAUGGCGUAAGCGAAGGCGAUCCUUGGAAGGCCCAACAGGGGUGGCGCCUUCCGGGGGCGGCAAAGCUUGGUAUUGGGGGCGGCGGGCGAGUCAGGAAUCUGGGCCUUUUGUCAACUGUGGAGGAUGUCCUCAGCCCGUGCUAGUUGUACUUAAUCGGCGGGAAGAAGACGGAGAUGCACGGGCUUGUGCCGUAGAUGCACUUCACUGUUCUUGCAGGAUUUCGCGCGCGGAUGCGAGCUGGACUGGCUGGAAAGCUGGCUGGCUGUGCCGCCGCCGAACAGGGCUGCAGGCUGGGGCCUGCGUCGCUGGAGAUGAGGGAAGCGCCGCCGCGGCGUCCGUGCUCAGGAUUAAGACCGGAUGCUUGAGUGCAUCCAUCGAUCAGCAAAUCCGUUGGAAACGUGGCACAGCGCAAGUGCGAGAAAGCAGCCGGGCAUUGCUUCGUCAACAAGAGCGUGAGGCUGGUGUUGAAGGUUUUGAGAGCAUUCGUGCCUGCCCAAGGAAGGUGCUGCUCUUCAAGGUACUUGGUGCCUGGUAA
Purpureocillium lilacinum is the source of this 756-nucleotide messenger RNA. NCBI's taxonomy places the organism in Eukaryota, Fungi, Ascomycota, Sordariomycetes, Hypocreales, Ophiocordycipitaceae. The record is from RefSeq and is a predicted model, not a curated record.